AUGACUAAUGAGCAAAAGAACGGGGCAGGCGCGCCAGAUGAAGAAGAGGAUGACUACAUGAAUAUGUCCUUCGACGAGCCUGCACCCAUUAAAGAGACAUCCCUACAACGCACGCAACGACUAAAGCGCGAAUCACGCGCCCGAGGAAAUAUUAAAUCUAAAGAGCAGAUUGCAGAAGAGGAAGAAGCCGCUCGCGAAAAGGCUCUCUCGACUUCGAUGUUGGACGACGCAAAGGCCAAGAAGAGCAAAGGUUUUGCCAUGAUGGCAAAGAUGGGUUUUACAGGCGGCGGUCUGGGAAAGAAGACAGACGAAGGUGCUGCGCCUGGUCGGACGGAACCGAUUAAAGUCAGUGUCAAGGAUGAUCGCGGUGGUAUUGGCCUGGACAAUGAGAAGAAGCGCAAGAUUAGAGAAGCGGCUGAAGAAAGGGAUAUCAAGGCUGCUAAGAUGGAUCCUGAUGAGUACCGCGAACGUGUGAGGAAAGAACGUGAGGACGCGAGGUUGGAAAAGCAGUUCUUUGCGGCUCAGCGUACGGCAGAGAGGAUGGACGAUGAAAAGACGGAAGUUUCUGGAUCUGAAGCACAAACAUCGACAACAAACGACACAUUCGAAAAGUCAGCGCCAACAUCGUCACGUCCUCUCAAAUCGAUACCCCUUCUAUAUCGCAGCCUAGUAAGGCACAGAGAAGAAGCCGAGCGUGAUAGACGCAUGCGAUAUGAUCUCGAGCAGUCACUAUCAAGACUACCGACCUACGAAGAUGACCACGAGGAUGAAGACGAUAAGAGGGCUUUGGGCAAGGGACACACUGUGUAUGCCACGGCCGAGGAUCUUGAUGAAGAAGACGAGGAGUUGGACCAGUUCAAUGAACUUGAGAUUGGGGAGAGACUGAGAAGGAUUUUGGAAUAUCUGAGAGAGAAGCAUCAGUAUUGUUUCUGGUGUAAGAUGGCGUAUCCUGACGCUGAGAUGGACGGAUGUCCUGGACCGACUGAGGAGGACCAUGAUUAA
Messenger RNA from Fusarium coffeatum, 1002 nucleotides. RefSeq lists its product as uncharacterized. NCBI's taxonomy places the organism in Eukaryota, Fungi, Ascomycota, Sordariomycetes, Hypocreales, Nectriaceae. Gene Ontology annotation, molecular function: nucleic acid binding. The transcript has a single exon. Gene Ontology annotation, cellular component: kinetochore. The coding region runs from base 1 to 1002 and encodes 333 amino acids. The record is from RefSeq and is a predicted model, not a curated record.